AUGCCGCGGUCUCGCAACGCGUCCCCCACUGAGGAGCUGCGUGGAGCCCUCGAGAGCAAAAUCUCUGACUGGGGAAGUGUUGAAAUGGACCACAAUCGCAUUUUUAGUCUCACUGACUACGACUACCCCGACCAGCACCUUUUGCGCUCCUUUUGCACCGCCCCUGCCAUUCCGUGGAGUGCCUUCAGCCCUAUGCGAGGGAUCACCGCAAUCCCCCAGGAGAUGUGUGCACAGAGCAUCAUGGAAAGCCUUGCCAAGCUCACCAGUAUCAACAGUAGCCGAAACAACAGUGCCAGUAGCAACAAUACGAGUGCGACAGGGACCCAAAAUGGCAUUGCGGAGCCCAUAAGGUCCGUUGCGAGGUUCUUUGAGGAACUUUGCCCAGAUCUCUGCGGCAAGACGAAGGAUGCGUUGUACCGAGGAGCCACCCACCUAAUGUUGGCUGUCGUUACUGGAAGCGUCGAAACUGCGCGGCGCUGCCUGGAGCUUGGGGCAGAUCCGAAUAAUAUGAGCUUUCUUAGCGAUCCUGAUGUUGCUGUGAAUCAAAUGCAGCAUGGCUACAGUCCAAUGUUCAUUGCCGUCAUCGUAGGAAGGUUGGAUGUCAUGUCACUGUUGCGUGAAUUUGGAGGCAGCAUUCACGUCUACGAUCGCUGGGGUCGCACCCCGUUGCAUGCAGCGAUGACGAUAGGAAAGACGGAGGUGGUGGAAUGGUUGUUGGCUGAGGGUGCCCCGCGUUGCAUUGGAAACUGUGUUACAAUGUUGCCGGACUCCGCCGCUUGCCGCGAACUCAUGCUGCCCAUUCCCGCCCUUCAUAUCCGACCUGAGCCGCGAAGUCACGCUGAAGCGGCUGUCUUGUGCCACUGCGGCACGAAACGCCCUAAGGGGUACUGCGGUUGUGUGGAUGACAUGUUUCUUCGCUGGUCGUAUGAUCGCCUGCAGGGGCGCUGGCUUUCUGGCAUGGACUUGAGCGCCCUGUCGGCGGCGUACGAGUCCGGCACUCGUCCACCAUCUUGUGUGCGGUAG
Trypanosoma rangeli is the source of this 1023-nucleotide messenger RNA. RefSeq lists its product as uncharacterized. NCBI's taxonomy places the organism in Eukaryota, Euglenozoa, Kinetoplastea, Trypanosomatida, Trypanosomatidae. Bases 1 to 1023 code for a protein of 340 amino acids. Gene Ontology annotation, cellular component: nucleus. The transcript has a single exon. Gene Ontology annotation, biological process: regulation of apoptotic process. The record is from RefSeq and is a predicted model, not a curated record. Gene Ontology annotation, molecular function: protein binding.